Molecule: messenger RNA, 7165 nt
Organism: Triticum aestivum (bread wheat)
Lineage: Eukaryota; Viridiplantae; Streptophyta; Magnoliopsida; Poales; Poaceae
Product: flavin-containing monooxygenase FMO GS-OX-like 2
Exons: 7
Coding region: 6219-7025 (268 amino acids)
Molecular function (GO): NADP binding; N,N-dimethylaniline monooxygenase activity; flavin adenine dinucleotide binding
Source: RefSeq, a predicted model, not a curated record
UAAAUGCCCUUUUUCUACUAGUGUCCGCAUCAAAGGGAUGGAAAUUUUGGUUUGUUGAACUUUGUGUUCCAUGUGAGAGAACGUCGUACCCUGUCUAGGGCGACAACUUCGUGUUAUAUAGGGUCGGGGCGCAACUCCCGCAUAGCUUACAGAGGUUGAUUACAUCGUCGGGAUCCUGACUUGAGAUCCAAAGGAUAUACUAGAGAGAUACGGAUAGUUACAAUAGAUAAGAGAGAAUCACAACUACCCUAGUCUAUAACUUCGGUUUGAGGUGGACUCCUGGUCGAACCCAUACGUCAACUCUGUCGUGGUAGAUACGUUGCUUAACACCCUCCUUUAAUCACAACUGUGUUAAGUUGAUAUUACGUUUGAACUCUUCAAAGUUUCUUGUGGGCAAUGCUUUUGUAAAGCCAUCUGCAACUUGGUCUCGUGAAUGAACAAGCCGAAUUUCCAAUUGUCUGUUGGCAACUCUUUCUCUGACAAAGUGAAAAUAUAUCUCAAUGUGUUUUGCUCUUGCAUGGAACACUAGAUUAGCAGAUAAAUAAGUGGCACCCAAGUUGUCACACCAUAAACAUGGAAUUCUGGUAUGCUUCACAUAAAGUUCUCUUAACAUGGACUGAACCCAGAUAAUUUCUGUUGUAGCAUUUGCUAAUGCUUCAUACUCUGCUUCCGUGCUUGACCUGGAUAUCGUAGCCUGUUUCUUAGCACAUCAUGAGUCAGAGAAUGCACUAACAAGAUUGGAUGAUAACUUGCUGAAAGUAAGACCAAGGUUCACAGUAUGUUUUACAUAUCUCACAAUGUGUUUGGCAGCAGUCCAGUGAACUGUGGUGGGUGCAUGAAGAAACUGGCAGACCUUGUUGGCAGCAAAAGAUAUAUAGGUCUAGUCAAGGUUAAGUACUAAAGAUCCCCUACCAAACUACUGUAUCUAGUAUUGUCUUCUUGAUUCAAGAGAACUCCCUCUUCAAGUGAUAAUUUUUCUGUGCUUGAGAGAGGAGUCAACGAAGGUUUGCAUCCUUGUAAACCAACUCUUCUUACCAGAUCAGUAGCAUAUUUUUCUUGAGAUAGGUGGAGGCCAUCUUCAUGUUUCUUUAACUCAAUACCUAGAAAGAAAUGCAAGUCUCCCAAGUCCUUGAGAGCAAAUUCAGCACUUAGAUCUUUUAACAGCCCUGCCACAGCUUCAUCUAAUGAACUUGUGACAAUGAUAUCAUCUACAUAAAUCAACACAAAUAUUGAUGUAUUUGACUUAUUGUAAAUAAACAGAGAUGUAUCAGACUUGGAGGGAGUAAAGCCAUGUGCUUGCAAUUUCUGACUCAGACGUGACUCCCAUGCUCUGGAAGCCUGCUUCAGUCCAUAUAAGGCUUUAUCAAGCUUGCACACAUGAAAAGGCUUACUCUUGUUUUGAAACCCAGGAGGUUGUUUCAUGUAUACUUCCUCUUCCAGAAUGCCAUGGAGGAACGCAUUCUGUACAUCUAGUUGUCUAAGGCUCCAUCCCCUGGACACAACAAUAGACAGCAGAAGACUGAUAGUGGCAGCUUUUACAACGGGACUAAAUGUGUCCUCAUAGUCAAUACAAUACCGUUGUUUGAAGCCUUUUGCAACCAAUCUGGCCUUGUAGUGAUCUAUAGUUCCAUCAGACUUUCUCUUUAUUCUGUAAACCCACUUGCAAUCAAUUAAAUUUUUACCUUGCCAUGGGGAACUAAAUGUCAUGGUCUGUUUUUCUGAAGUACCAUGUAUUCUUCUUCCAUGGACUUUUUCCACCGGACAUCACCAAGCGCUUCAUCAAGAGUGUCUGUUUCACCUGUGGAUCAAGUUAAACCAAAUUUGGUUAUCUAUUUAUAAUUAACAGGUUGAAUUACCCCCCUUUGUAGCCUUGUACGCAGAGGAGCGGGAGAGGCCACACUGUUGCCCUCCGCAGAAGAUCCAGCCUCUCAUCAUGGCGAUCCUGAGGCAGACAGGGCUGGUGCUCCCGAUGUGGUAUCUCCUGUAGCGACGGGAUUUUCUGUGGCGUCUGCGGUUGGUGUGGACGUAUUUGUUGGAGCAAAAGAUCCCACAGCGCGCAUGUGAUCCAUGUCAGGCCCAUCAUGGCGCAAUGAUUGCGUGGGGCUGGGCGAAUCCACCUCUGAUCACGCGCCCGUGGUAGGUCUGGUGGGAUCAGCACCGGAUCCCGUGCCUGCAUCAAAUUCUACGCCUGGAGGCCCACCUGGCUGGCGGGGCACGUAGUGGCGGGGUCUGCCCGCUGGCCAGCGAGACGGGGGCUGGCACGUGUCGUUGGGUGAUCGGCGUGGAGUGGAGGCCGUGGCUGGCCCAGUUGGAGAGGCCCGCAUGGCGGCGAUUGGCUAGCUGCUGCCGCACCGCACAGGGGACGCGAGAUCCGAUGCGCUGACGCCCUGCCGUAGCGCGGAUCCCGUGGAGGAUUCGCUAGCGCACUGCUGAGGCAUCGAUCCCGAGCCUAAUUUGUCUCCCGUCGAGCGACACAACAAAUAUCACUCAUUUGGAGCAUGUUGUGCACCCUUUUGAGCGUUUUCUUCACCAUUUUCUUCAGCGUUUGCAUCUGCAUCAGCACAAGACUCAAGAGCACGGUUAUGAGGAUUAGUCAAUAGUUGAUCAUCACAAUCAUUUCCCCCUUGAUCAACGCCGGUGAAACUAGAUGGUAGAAGAAGUAUUUCCUGAUGUAGGAGAGCACCGACAUUGGGGUGAAGAUUGGCGAAAGGAAAUUUUGUUUCAUCAAACACGACAUCUCGAGAGAUUAAACGCGACCCGUGGAAAUGUAAGGCACUUGACGCCUUUGUGUUUGAGCACUAUAGCCAAUGAAUGCACAUAGUCUGGAUCUAAGCGUGAGUUUACGAUCAUUGUAGGGACAAGGAUUAGGCCAACAGGCGCACCCAAACACGCGAAGAGACGUGGUAGUCUGGUUUGGUGUGAAAUAGCCUUUCCAUGGGAGUUUCAUUGUUAAUUACACGACUAGGUAGCAUAUUGAUAAUGUGGAUAGCGGUGAAGAAAGCCUCGUCCCAAAAUUUGAGGGGCAUGAAGGCGCCGGCUAGAAGGGAAAACCCAACAUCGACAAUGUGUCGAUGCAUGCGCUCGGCUGACCCAUUUUGUUGAUGGGCAUGAGGACACGAAACAUGAUGGGAUAUGCCAAGUUUUUGGAAGAAUGAGUUUAGUUUCUCAUACUCCCCUCCCCGAUCAGAUUGGAGAGCAAGGAUUUUACUAUCAAAUUUUCUUUCAAAGAGAGCUUGAAAAUUGAGAAAAACUUGGCAAACAUCCGAACGUUUCUUAAGGAGAUAGAUCCAUGUGAACUUGAUAUAGUCGUAAAUGAAACUCACAUAAUAUGUAUGUCUACCAACAGAAGAGGGAGCAGGCCCCCAUACAUCAGAAAAAAUAACUUGCAAAUGUUUGGUCGAAAUACUAGUACAAAUUGGAUAAGGCAAUUUGUGGCUCUUGGCCCUUUGACACGAAUCACAAACUGUUUCAACAUCACGAUCCCCAACAACACGAAUCACAAAACACUCAACUAAAGAGAAAUCUGCAUGGCCUAAUCGAUUGUGCCACCGUGUUGAAGACACUUUGGUGGCACUAAGAACUUGUUUAUUGAAUCUUUUAAUCUCCGGGAUCAACGGGUAAAGCCCAAGAAUGCAUCUACAUCGAUAUAGCACCCUCCUCGUUGCUUGAUCCUUGAUCAAAAAGAAGAAGGGGUGAAAUUCAAGAAAGACGUGAUUAUCAAUGGCAAUGCGGUGGACAGAAAGAAGAUUUUUGUUGGCACUAGGAACAUGCAAGAUUCUUUUUAGAUGGAUUUUCCUAUGAGGGGUUUUAAUUAUUGAGUGACCAAUAUGACCAAUCUUCAUACCUUCUCCACUAGCGGUGUGGAUGUGGUCUUCGCCGCGGUAUUUUUCCCGCAUGGUCACCUUCUCCAGCUCACCGGUGAUGUGGUUGGUAGCACCGCUGUCGACGUACCAAUUUGUAUCGACGCCAUAGGAAGCUUCGGCAGCCUCGACCACCUUUUCAUCUUGAGAUGAGUUUUCAUCUUCAUCAAACCGGUACCAACAGUCCUUGGCAGAGUGGCCCAGCUUACCGCAGAUUUGGCAGCGGACAGCAUCAUGGUGAGAUUUGUUGGUGGAGCCGUUCGAUCGCCGACCGCCCUUGGUGUUGGAGUAGGAGGGGCGGCCGCCGCCGCGUGCGUUGUUGUUGCCGCUGGUGUUGCCCCCGCCAGGGGCCCUGCUCUUCCCGCGAGGAGGGCCGCGAGAGCGGGAACCACUACCACGCCCGCGGGUGGCGACGUUUGCUGAUGACUUGAAGCCACCACCGGUCCCAGCCCCUUGGAAGAGGGCCACUCCUUGAUCGAAGUUGCUUAUCUGAGCGAACAGUUCGUCAAGAGUGAUUGGGAUGACACGAGCAUCCAGGGCAGAGACCAGCGGCUGGUAUUCCAUGUCCAGGGCGUUGAUGAGGUAGGAGAUGAGCUCGUCGUCGUCUAGGGGUUUACCGGCCGCCACGAGCUCGUCAGCGAGAGAUCGCAUGUGCGCGAAGAAGGUGGCCACAGACUGUGUGCCCUUCUGCACGUUGGUGAGCGCUGCCCGGAUGUUGUUGACGCGGGACAGCGAGGUCGACGAGAACAUCUUUGCCAGCGCCGAGCAGAGCUCGUGUGCAUGGACGAUUGAGGUGACCUGCACGAGCACUUCCUUCGAGAGGUUAUUCAGGAGAUUUCCCAGUACCUGCUGAUCCUCUCGGAUCCACAUGUGGUGAAGAGGAUUCGGAAUGGACUCCUCCUUGCCAUCCUUGUCCUUGGUGACGACGACUUUGGCCGGCUCGGGUACGCUCCCAUCAACAUACCCGAAGAAACCAGCACCUCGGAGUUGCGGCGUGAUCUGGGUGCGCCAGAGGAUGUAGUUGGUGUGGGUGAGGCGCUCGGUGAUCUGGCCGGAGAGGGUUGAGUUGGAGGAGCCGAGGAGGCCAUGGUGGGAGGUUUCUGGCAAUGGAGAAAAUAGAUGAGAUGGAAGAGGUAGGCUCUGAUUACAAUGUGAGAGAACGUCGUACCCUGCCUAGGGCGACGGCUUCGUGUUAUAUAGGGUCGGGGUGCAACUCCUGCAUAGCGUACAGAGGUUGAUUACAUCGUUGGGAUCCUGACUUGAGAUCCAAGGGAUAGACUAGAGAGAUAGAGAUAGUUACAAUAGAUAAGAGAGAAUCACAACUACCCUAGCCUAUAGCUUCGGUUUGAGGUGGACUCUUGGUCGAACCCAUACGUCAACUCUGUCGUGGUAGAUACGUUGAUUAACAUUCCAUUCACUUGUAUCUGGAUCAAAAUUAGUUGAUUAACCCACCGAAGCCUCAAUCUCCUUAUAAAUUCCGCAGUUCUGCGCCCCUCUUUUCUAGGUAUCCAUUGGUCCCUUUGAAUCUGAAAGCUUCUUCCAUUUCCCACUCACCAAAUCAUACCCCUUUUUAAGAGCUCAAGGCCAAAUUUGAUGCCUCUCUAGGCUUGCGAUGCGUCAGAAGGUUUCAAUGUGGGUAGUAUUUGGACUUUAGCACUCUAGCUCAGAGGCUAUUGGGUUUCUGGCUAAGUCUCCAACCUUGCCUAGCCAGCAAGGCUUGGUUGAAUAAAUGCAUGCCACGGAAACCUAUACCACCAUCCCUUUUAAGUUUGGUCAUGCAAUGAACCUUGCACUUAUGAUGUUCUCAUACUUCUUACAAAAGCCUAUGUUCAACUUGAACACUCCCAUGACAUAUGUUGGCAAUGCUUGGACGACAGCUUUAAUGUUGACUUUUUUUGCCGCCUGAGACAUGAUCCUCUCAUUCUAAUCAUUGCACCUCUUCCCAAAUCUGUCCAUGAUUGGUUGGAACUUGUCAUUCUUCAUUAUUCCUUUAGACGUGGGCAGGCUCAAAUAUUUACUUUCAAAUGAGAAGGAUUCCAUGCCCAAGAUUGUCUUAAUCUCUUCUUUGACUCGUGAUGGGCAAGCUUCAGUAAAAAAAAAGAGCAUUUACUUGGACUGAGGAGCUUCCAGGUACAUUUUUGAAAUAAGUUCAGUACAUCAUUGAUUCUCGUGGCAUGCACAACUGAGGCCUUGAAGAAGAGUAAGCUACCAUCCACAAAGACGAGAUUUGAUAUUCCUGGGCUCCCUCGAGCAAUCUUUAAGGGGAGAAGAGAUUCGUUGUAACCUCAUUGUUAAGCAAGCUAGCCAGCUCAUCAGCCACGAACAAGAAAAGGUAUCCAUUGCUGGCCCGGGAAACAGAUGCACAGCCACAACUACCGUGUGCCUGAUCGAUUUCGCGGUCAGGUUGUAAUGGUGAUAGGGUACCAGCCGAGCGGCAUGGACAUCUCCAGGGACAUCGCCGGUGUGGCCAAAGAGGUCCACGUCGCCAUGAAAUCGGAACCUCCUUAUCAAAUGGACACUACUACUGCCACUGGCCAUGCCAACCUGUGGCUCCAUUCCUGCACGAUUGAGCGUGCGGAGGAAGACGGUAGCUUGGUGUUCCAAGACGGCAGCAGGAUCAAAGCUGAUGUCAUCCUGCACUGCACUGGAUACAAGUACAGCUUUCCAUUCCUGGGUGGCGACGACGACGGCGAGUUGGCCGGUGCAAUCUUUGUGGACGACAACCGCGUGGGCCCGCUGUACAAGCACGUGUUCCCGCCAAUAUUGGCUCCUCACAUCUCCUUCAUCGGAUUGCCCUUCAGGACGAUCCCUUUUCUAGUGUUUCAGCUCCAAAGCAAGUGGGUGGCUGGGGUUCUAUCGGGAAGACUUGAGCUCCCAUCACAAGAGGCCAUGAUGCGGGAUGUGGAUGCGUUCUACUCGGACAUGGAAGCUCGCGGAUGCCCCAAGAGACGCACUCAUGAUCUGGGACAAGGCAAUCUGUUUGAGUACGAGGACUGGGUGGCGGAGCAAUGCGGGCUGGGGAGGAUGGAAGGGUGGAGGAAGGGCAUGUUCGUUGCAACGUGUAAGAACCUGGCUGAUCGCCCGAACAGCUACCGGGAUGAAUGGGACGACGACCACCUGUUGCCACAGGCGCAUCAGGAUUUCAGCAAGCAUUCCUGCCUCUGACCGAUCAAUAUUGAAUAGCAGAUACUGGAUUGUUUGGCUUCGAGUCACUUGGUCGAUCUUGGCUUUUGCCCAUUAUUUAUAUUGGCUGGCUAAUUGUUUCAGCAACUACUUCAGUUUCCAUAAUCGAUUUUCAGCAGAGC